Molecule: messenger RNA, 1245 nt
Organism: Moneuplotes crassus
Lineage: Eukaryota; Ciliophora; Spirotrichea; Euplotida; Euplotidae
Source: the annotation of a GenBank genome assembly
UAAAAGCCAAUGAGACCGACUAUGUUAAUGUUCCGUUCUCCAAAUGAGAGGACUCCCGAGUUUUAUGCACCCCAGAUUGCCAACAAUGGGUUCCACAUUGGUGUCAAGAGUGUCGAGAGGAAAUAAGAGCUCUAAAAUAAAUUUAAAUGGGUCAUUUUCCAAGCAGAAGAGGUUUCUGGACUACAAAAUUAGGUCAAAAAUAACUUCUAAAAAGCUUGGCCCAGGGAGCUAUAAAGACUCAGAUAAUUUCAGAAAGCUUAGGCAGAAACCGUGAAUGACUAAAUUCUCAAAAUCUUCAGUUCUAGAUGACUCGAGCGAUCCGUGCUACAUGUACGUUGGGAAUCAUCUUAUGUACGAACCUGAAUUUGUAAGAAGCUUUGGACGAUCAACAUGACACAAGAGGGUCAACUCCGCCUCUGAUUUCAAGAAAACUAAGAAAGGCUGUACCAGAGAGUGAUACACGGUCCAGGAAGGUGAAGUCAGUCCUGAUAAGAAGAAGUCUGCACAAAGUGUAAAAAUGAAAGCUCGAAAUCAGAAAAUUAGAUUCUCAGCAAAUUAUACUGAAAUCAAGAAAGAAACAGUCUUAGUCAUGAAUGAGGAGCAAAAGACUGCCCAAAAUAGGCCAGAGACUCACCAAUUCGCUAAAAAUCAUGGCCAGAUUCGAGUUAAAAAUAAGAAGAGGGUUAAGUCACAGUCUAAAAAUACCAAAUCACAGGUUUUAUACCCGGGCAGAAAGAAAGGAACUUUAGAACCUUUGUCUGGCAAGUCAGCCCUCAAACUUCGGAGUAACCUUAAGCCUGGGCAGUUCAAAGUGACUGGGAAGAAAGCAGAAGGAGUGGAAGAAGAAAUGCAAGCAGAGAUUAACAAAGAUUCUAUUCAAAUCGCUACUCAAAAUAGGUCAAAUACUAGGUAUGAAGUCAAUGACUCCACCCUUGACAACACAGGAGAUUUAGAAGCUCAUUAUGAGAAAGAAGCAUCUUGUUCAAAAGAUGGUCAACAAAAUCUUUCAGACAGGAAAAAGGCCAUUCCAGGAUUAUCUAACGAUGUGAAAAACUCCAAUCUUAAUCGUAUUGCGUCUCAGGAGGCAUCUAAACCUUCUGUGCCAAAAGAGAACUUACCUCAGAAUAGGAUGAAGAAUCUCUACCGUGCAUAUGGGAAGCAGAGUUUCACCGAAGCGAAGAAGAGUACCUUAAAAUCGAUUAAGACUCGGCCAAAAUCUACUUUGUAAAGAUUGCCCAGUUCAAC